Messenger RNA from Drepanopeziza brunnea f. sp. 'multigermtubi' MB_m1, 4236 nucleotides. RefSeq lists its product as uncharacterized. Lineage: Eukaryota; Fungi; Ascomycota; Leotiomycetes; Helotiales; Drepanopezizaceae. Gene Ontology annotation, cellular component: cytoskeleton; cytoplasm. Gene Ontology annotation, biological process: peptidyl-serine phosphorylation; peptidyl-threonine phosphorylation. Gene Ontology annotation, molecular function: protein serine/threonine kinase activity; ATP binding. The record is from RefSeq and is a predicted model, not a curated record.
AUGCUGCGAGAUAAGAAACCGCCCUCAGGUCCAAGGCCAGACUAUAGACCAUUCAAGGCGCAGGAGAACUACGAUCUGAAGGCGGUGCGAGAGCCGACCCUGAAAUCCUCCUCGCGCAACAACCUGUCACGCAUUUCUUUUGGCGGACACGCGGACGAAAAUCUGGGUGGUUCAUACGAAUUCCUACCCUCCCCCAGCUUUGAUGACCUCCACUCAAGCAUAACUUCCUCGUCAAAUGAGUUCGACUUUGAAAGACUUAGUGAAAUAGGGAGCAGCGUAGUAGGAGCAAAGCGCCCAACCGAAAAGAUGAAUACCAGCACAUCGACCCCAGAAGUGCGGAGCAAUGGCACAACCCGUGGGCCAGUAUCUGGACCAAGACCAGCAAGGACAGGAUCAAUAGUGAGGCGGCAGAGCACAUCUACGCGGCAAAGUAGCGCUUCCUCGACCUCAACCGCGUCCGCAGUACCAGGAUCUAUGGAUCCCCCAAGCGCCCCUCUCUUCACCAGGAACCGACGGCAAAGCCAAUAUCCUCCCAUAUCUGGGAGUGCUACGUUGAACGCGGCCAAAGCCCCCCGAAAAUCGAUAGGACCAGGAGUGGUAGAAUCGGAUCAUACGCGUGCAACACAGAGGAGGCGACCAAGUCUGGCUUUGAGCGUAUCUUCACAAGGACAAUCGGAAGCUGCAGGGGCUUCUACGCGGGUACAUAUCGGAGGUGCGCCGACAUACACGGAUGGGGCUCGGGGACUGACGGCGUCGAGGGCUGCAAAGACGAAAUCCCUCCAGCCGCCUUCAAGGCAAACUCAGACACAGUGGGCGGCAAAGAGGGUGACUCCGGACCACAUGAGAUCAUCCUCCUACGCUGGGAGAUCCCCAGGACGUCCCAAUGGAAGAGUCACCACAACUCCCUCCUCGACAGCGAAGAGAAUGUCAGUUAUUCCCGGUAUGCCCACCUCUUCCUCCCACGCUACAGGCCUGGGAGCUCGAACUGUCAGCCCUACGGACGCUCGGAGAGCAAGGCGAUUAUCUGUUUUACAAGGCCCCCCGCCAAUGCCAAACACACCACCUACUCCUCAGCCCGAAACUUCAACUAUACGAACUUCUUCGAGAUCACCCUCCAUGUUACCGAGAAAAGUGUCGACACCUUCGUCCUCAAGGACUACUCCAGAUCUUAAUCGCAAGUCUUACAGUUCUGGUCUAUCAAAUGCUUCGAAUCAGAGCCACAAUGGAACUUGUCGUACUUCGACGGGAUCGCUACAACCUCGAAUGUCGCUUCCUGCUUCGUCUUCUAGAUUACCCACGCCAAAGCCAAGAAAUACUCAUAGCUCAGCUGGGAACCAUGAGGAGGAGGAGGUACCACCUGUCCCAGCUAUCCCAAAGGCGUACGAGUCGCCAAAGGAUUCGCCCGUGGAGCCGCCAUUCUUCGUUAAGCCGAUGUCAAGCAUGCCAUUGGAUGCGAACAGUAUCAAUAGUACGUUUACAAACAGUCAAUCUGGGAAAGGGCAUAUUCGAGAUCCACCAAAGAACGAUCGAGAGCCAAGAAAUCGCCAUCAUGGCCCUACUUCAACUCCAGACGAUCAGCAGAUCGCCGCACCCGUUAAGAAGAAUUUGCAGCCUCUCCGAUUGCCGCCUUUGAAUCUACUACCUUUGAGUACUCCCACGGCUGCGAAGAUUGCGGCAUUAGAAAAAGAUCCCGUACACUCUGAUGGACAAACAACGCCGCCACCACGCCGGAGCAAUGCCAAAACUCCUAGUAGUCCCAUGACUGCGUCGAAGGCCUCGUUCUUCUCGCGGAAACGUAACGAAUCGAAGGCUGAAAAUCAUCUAGCACAUAUGAGAAGCAGCAGCUCUAUUCACUUCCUGCGAUCGGAAUCCUCGUCUCAACACGGUGCGAGCAGCUCUGAAUCUUCCAAGCCUAUCCCCAUGAAUAGCCGACAAAAAAGGCAAACCGUGUCGCCGUUCAUCUCAUCCUCUCUACCAAAGAACAGUGAAGAGCAUUCCUUCAUGCCAAGAUCAAAGACCAGUGGCGAUCUUUCAACGCAAGAAACAGUCGCCUCUGAACCCUCACGGCCAGCAAGAUUGACCGGACCUCGUGCUCAGAAAUUACUCAAACCAAUCAAGACUGAGACUCCAACACGCAUUUCCAGCCCUGAAGACAUUAGCACUCCAUCUUCAGGUACAUCUCUACGCCGGAAGCUUAGCCUGGGUUGGAAGAGGACCACAUCAAAAAAUAAUAUCGGUACGUCCCAUGCAGCUAAUGAAAGAUGCUCGGAAUACCCUCCACAGCCACCCAGACACGAUAUGCCGCCACCUCGUCUCCCUGCUUCCGCCACUGUCAAUUCUCUAAACAAUGCAAACGUCCCCAGCCCGAGUCCCUCUGUCAAGUCAACAACCUACCUGGACUCGAAACGGCGCAAGAGCUCCAUUUCAAGCAUGACUGUGUUUGGUGGCCAUGAUAGAACCAGAAGCGACUCAUGGGGUCUCAACGGAAACCCCCAGAAAGAAAAGCCAACCCCUCCAGCGGAUAGACAGCUUUCUUCAGCCCGUUCGACUUCUACUAUGCACAAGAUGUUGAGCUCCAAGAAUUCAAGCAGUACCACUAGCACUACGAAAAUUGCAGACCGCUGGACAAUGGAUCUUGAUAAAGAUGACUUGACUGCCGAGGCCGAGGUCAAAAAGCUCGGUCUGAGGCGCAAGGACACCGAACAUGCUGCGGCAAUCCUUGAUGCUUUGUAUCAACGCGCCAACCCGCAGGAUGGUGUCUCGCCUCAACAAGCUUUGCAAAGGUGUGACCUCAAUAUCUUCGAGCGCGGUGAAAUAAUCGACUACAAGGAUAUCUACUUUACCGGAACACCAACAGCUGCGAAGCAUGUUGGGGAGCUCGGAGCUGAUAGUGCCAACUUUGGGUACGAUGACGAGAGAGGAGACUACAAUAUCGUCACCGGUGAUCACCUUUCAUAUAGAUAUGAGAUUGUUGAUGUUCUGGGGAAGGGGAGUUUUGGUCAAGUUGUUCGGUGCGUUGACCACAAGCUGGGAGGACUGGUAGCCGUAAAGAUCAUUCGCAACAAGAAGAGGUUCCAUCAGCAAGCUUUAGUCGAAGUCAACAUCUUGCAAAAGCUGCGCGAAUGGGACCCCAAGAACCGGCACAGCAUGGUCAGCUUCACCCAGAGCUUCUACUUCCGCGGCCAUCUUUGCAUCUCUACCGAGCUCCUUGACAUGAAUCUCUACGAGUUCAUCAAGGCGAACAGUUUCAAAGGCUUCAGUCUUAAGCUCGUGCGACGUUUCACGAAGCAGAUGCUGACCAGUCUGGUGUUGCUCAAGCAGCACAAGGUUAUCCAUUGUGACUUGAAGCCAGAAAACAUUCUUCUUACGCAUCCGCUGCACUCUGAGAUUAAGGUCAUCGAUUUUGGAUCCAGUUGCUUCGAAAACGAAAAAGUGUACACAUACAUCCAAUCACGUUUCUACAGAUCCCCGGAAGUCAUUCUUGGCAUGACCUAUGGGAUGCCCAUUGAUAUGUGGAGUUUAGGUUGCAUUUUGGCCGAGUUGUUCACUGGUGUUCCCAUAUUUCCUGGUGAAAACGAACAGGAGCAGUUGGCCUGCAUCAUGGAAGUCUUCGGCCCUCCAGGGAAGCACCUUGUCGACAAGAGUACCCGGAAGAAGCUUUUCUUCGACUCGAUGGGCAAGCCGCGUCUUACAGUCUCCUCCAAGGGACGUAGACGCAGACCGUCUUCAAAGUCGUUGGAACAAGUCCUCAAGUGCAACGACGAGGUAUUCCUCGACUUCCUCACUCGUUGCCUUCGCUGGGAUCCCGACACCCGUAUGAAACCCGAAGAAGCCAUCCGACAUGAAUUUCUUUCAGGUCAAAAAUCGGCCGCUCCACUCCCCCGCAUGGCUGGGCGAAAUGAAUCCCCUAUCAAACGAAGCAGCGCCAUAGUGCCCGCGUCAUCUGGCAGCAACCGUCCUCUUCCCGAACCACCAGCAACGAGCUUCAAGAAUGGCACCGCAGUUAGACCGCGCGAGCCCUCCGGCUCUAGCCCCACCAAAUCUACCGCAACCGCACGCCGACAAUCGACCGCCAGCGGACUAGCUACAGCCGGAAGCAAACGUACAAGCACAGGGGUCGUCUUGACCACUGGCAACAGUGGCUUACCCCGGGUAACGAGAAGCACGAGCGGGAGGAUCGACCAUGUGGCUGGAAUGGCAUCCGUCGGGGCUUCCAUUGCGAUGGGUAAACGAUGA